Molecule: messenger RNA, 1690 nt
Organism: Pyricularia oryzae 70-15
Lineage: Eukaryota; Fungi; Ascomycota; Sordariomycetes; Magnaporthales; Pyriculariaceae
Exons: 2
Coding region: 162-1148 (328 amino acids)
Biological process (GO): ribosomal small subunit assembly; rRNA processing
Cellular component (GO): UTP-C complex; CURI complex
Source: RefSeq, a predicted model, not a curated record
CAAAAUUUUGUGGCAGCACGCCCGGCGCAAAUUGGAUCGAGACCAAGAAAAAGGCCGACAUUCUAGCAACACCGACAUUGUGUUCCAAAAGCCUCGAGGCCCCCUGGUUAAUUUAAAACUAGUCUACUUUGAUCAAUUGUGAACCGGGAUAGUCGACCGAAAUGAAAGAAGCAACAUCCCCAACCAGGAGCUCCAUCGGAGACUUCUCCAUCCUUCCCAUCUCCUUCCCCCCGACGCGAGCAUACCCUAAAGCAGUCCUGCACCACGUCUACGUGCGGCGGAACGCACCCAAGAUCCCGACACCCGACGAUGACCGGAGCCUCUUCCUGGCCAACGUGCCCGUAGACAGCACAGAGGCGCACUUCCGCGCCGUGUUCGCCGCGCUGGCUGGCGCCGGCAAGUUUGAAAGCAUUUCGUUCGAGGACGACCGCAGGCGGCGAGCCGCCGAGUCGUCCUCGGUGCGGCCGUCGCAGGCGCUGAGGCUGGCACAGACGGCGCACGGCUCCUCGAAGAAGAGGAAACGUGGGGAGGCGGAGGAGGAAGAGGAGGAGGACGACCAAGAGACGGCACGCACGCUCUUUGAGACUUGGCCGCGGCGCCUGCACGGCAGUGGCGGCACUGCGGUUGUGCUGCUGGCGGAUGAGAGGAGCGUCAGUGUGGUGCUCAAGGCGGUUGGCAAGGUGCACAAGUCAAAAAAGUACCCCGUGUGGGGCGCCGGCGUUGAGGAGUCUGCGGCGACGGAGCUGGGUGCCCCGUGGCUGCGCGACCACAAUAGGCUGUGCUUCCCCAACAAGGUGGUGGUGCAGUCUGCGGUGGACUCAUUCUUUAUUCUUUUCAACAAGCGCGAGAAGGAAGCGGCAGAGCUGGCCAAGAGGAUGCGCAGCGAACCGGACGAGGACGGGUUCGUCACGGUGGUGCGCGGCGCCGGCAGGUCUGCUCCGGCACGGAGAGACGAGGCCGAGGAGGCGAGGAGGAGGUUGGCGGAGAGGGAAGAGCGCAAGAGGCAGGAGCUGGGAGGCUUCUACCGGUUCCAGCUGCGCGAACAGAAGAAGGCGGAGCAGGCCGACCUCAUCCGCCGCUUCGAGGAGGAUCGGAAGAAGGUAUCGGCUAUGCGGGAGAAGAAGGGCAAGUUCAAGCCGGAAGCAUGAGAACGGACGUUGUGUGUCAUGGAUAUUACAUCACGAAACGUCUCAACCGUCUGUGUUGUGGUCACGGCCAUCAACACUGGCUUCUGGCCAACGUUUGGCACAUGCUAAUUCAAAGGAACACCUUUGAUACUGGCCAGUCCAACGAAUGAGUGUGCAGGAAAUGGUGGAACCUGAAACAUCGGCGUCGAGUCCGGGGUAUUAUUGGGGCCCGCGCUAGAAGGUGAAGAAGUGGCAGAUGUGGUUGGUGAUCGGUUGGGUGGCGUCCGAUCUGGCUGGUCGCCUGGGUGCAUGUUGGGCAUUGAUGGCAUGACACGGCUCGGGAGGCUAUUAUGUCGACAUAGCAUGGGGCAACCAAGUUAUGAAAUGUGUGAGGGAACACAAUGUCCCGGCAACACGGCCAAUAGUACCCAACAUGAUGGGAAACCACAUACAUGCUUUUUCCGAAAGGCCUAACGAGGAACAUGCCUGUCGGCCUAAGAAGAAACCCGACGUGGCAUGAGUCGAUUCGUGAGAAACAAAAUUUCUGACAUCAGUGCGUAGGG